GGUCGAGGCAACUGACAAAAGUGUUGAGGAGUUUCUGCAGAAUGCUAGUCAGAAAAGGAAUUGUUGUACUUGCUGUUGGUUCAGAUAUAAGCUUGCUAAGGAAGCUGUUGUGAAUCGGGAAGCUGUGGAGGAGCUAAGGAGGGAAGGAGUGUUCGAUACAGUAGCAGAGGCGUUGCCGCGAGGUGUAGCAGAUGAGAGACCUCUGGGGCACACCGUAGGAUUGGAUUCACGUCUUGCACAAGUGAAUGAAUGGAUUGAAGAUGAUAAUGUGAAGAUCAUCGGGAUAUAUGGCAUGGGGGGUGUGGGGAAGACAACGCUUUUGAAAAAGGUUAACAAUACAUUUCUAAGUACGAAUCAUGGAUUCGAUAAAGUGAUUUGGGUUGUAGUGUCUAAAACAUUCACCAUUGGAAAAGUUCAGGAUAAGAUUUGUGAACAACUUAAUAUUCCUGACGACAAGUGGAAGGAUAAGGACGCGGAGGAAAAGGCGGUGCAGAUCUUAAGGAUUCUUCGUACGAAGAAAUUUGUGCUCAUGUUAGACGAUGUAUGGUCGUGGCUGGAUCUUGUUAGAGUUGGUGUUCCGGAUUUGGAUGGCGAAAGAAUGUUCAAAAUUGUUAUCACGACGCGAUAUGAACAUGUUUGUGAUUCCAUGAGACAGGACAGGAAGAUCAAUGUAAGUUGUUUGGAGAAAAAGGAAGCGAUGGAACUUUUCAUGCAGCAAGUUGGACCAGAAAUUAUAGAUUCUCAUCCAAGUAUUCGUGAAAGUGCUGAAACUGUUGUGAAAGAAUGUGAUGGCUUACCACUUGCCUUAAUCACUGUGGGACGAGCCAUGGCUGGGAAAAAAGAUCCCCGUGAUUGGGACAUGGCAGUUAAGAAACUACGUAGAGAUCCAUCCAAGAUCAUGGGCGUGGAAGAUCAUGUUUAUCAUGUUUUAAAGUUUAGCUACGACAGUUUACCCAGCGACACAAUUAGAUUGUGCUUCUCUUAUUGCUGCAUAUUCCCGGAGGACUUUGAAAUCGAUAUCGAGGAUCUCUUAGACCUCUGGAUUGCAGAAGGUUUUUUAGAAGAUUACAAUGAUCUGCAUGAAGCCCGUGAUCAAGGUCGAGAUAUAAUUAGAGACCUUAAAGCUGCAAGCCUUUUGGAGGGUGGAAGGUCUCUGGAGUUUGUCAAAAUGCACGAUGUUAUCCGCGACAUGGCUUUAUGGAUUUCCAAUGGACUCGACAAAAAUAGAAAGAGGUAUUUGGUUCUGGAUCACAUAGAUCUGGUCGAAGAGUGUGCUGAAAAGAUGAUGGAAGCUGAAAGAGUUUCAUUGUGGGGUGAAACCAUAGUAGAUGUCAAAAGAGUUCAACCAUGGAAGAAUACUUUGACUUUCAUGAUGAGGAACACCAGAGUAGAAAUGCUCCCUUCUGGAUUGGUGCAGUGUAUGCUUAUGCUCAAAGUGUUAGACUUGUCGGGGAACUUCGAUCUAGUAAAGUUGCCCUCGAGCAUCGGUGAACUGGUGCAACUUGAGUUUCUUAACUUGUCCUUCACCACCAUCAAGGAAUUGCCCAUUGAGCUCAAGAACUCGACAAAAAUGAAGCACUUGCUUCUGGAUCAUACAGUUGCACUAGAAGUGAUUCCACGGCAGGUCAUAUCAAACUUCCCUUUGUUGCGUACAUUUAGAUUGUUCGGUGCUCAAAGAUAUGAUUCAUGGGAUGUGGAUGCAAAAGAUAACAUACUGAGUGGAGGUAGGGUAGAGUUGUUAGAAUUAUUGGAGGGCUUGCAGCACAUUAGCACCAUAUCUCUCACACUAUUCGACAAGAAGUCUAUGGAAAAGCUUAACAACUCACCGAAGCUACUGAGUUGCUUAAGGAGGCUUUCUGUUGGAGAGUUGAUUUCAGUAGAGUCUCUAUGUUUUCCAGCAGAGAGAAUGCGGCAUCUUGAGGUGCUAAUUAUGAAUCGCUGUGAGGUGCAUGAGGUUAUAAUAAUUGAUUCUAAACAGCAUCAAUACAAGGAUGAGGAUAGAUAUGGUGUCGUCGGCAUUUAUGAUCACUCCAUACCAUCAUCACAAUCACAAGCAGCUCCAUGUUUCCAUAACCUCAAUAUCAUAUACAUAUAUUAUUGCCCCAAGUUGUUGGACUUGUCGUGGCUUGUCUAUGCUCCAAUGCUCCAAUCUCUUGUGGUGGAGGAUUGCACAUCCAUGGUUGAAAUUGUUAGUGCAGAUAACUGUGUUGGACUGCAAAAGGUUUAAACGAUUGCCGCUUGAUUGGACAAGUGGACGAGGAGGCUGUCUGAAGAAGAUCAAAGGAGAGAGAGAGUGGUGGGAUGCACUGCAAUGGGAGGAUCCAAUGCUCGAAC
Molecule: messenger RNA, 2334 nt
Organism: Andrographis paniculata
Lineage: Eukaryota; Viridiplantae; Streptophyta; Magnoliopsida; Lamiales; Acanthaceae
Product: disease resistance protein SUMM2-like
Exons: 2
Coding region: 293-2227 (644 amino acids)
Molecular function (GO): ADP binding
Source: RefSeq, a predicted model, not a curated record